CACCAGAGCAAGCUUCCUACUGCAAGACACUUCUCUCUUGUCUAGCUUUUUAUUCCUUUGCAGAUCAAACUCUAGCUUUUUCUUCAAUCUUCAUCUAGCACUUCCUGUCGAGCUUCUUUUAUCGAUUGUGCUUCACUGCUAGAGAUUUCUUGGUUUUUUACACAUCUUUGUUUCAUUUCUUAGCAAAGCCUGUACAAAUGGACAGGAUUAGAGAUCUGGCAUCAAGGAAGGCUGCAGUUAUAUUCAGCAAGAGCUCAUGUUUCAUGUGCCAUAGCAUCAAGUCUCUUUUUUAUGAACUUGGUGCUAGCCCUGCAAUUCAUGAGCUUGACCAAGAUCCCAAAGGGAGAGAAAUGGAGUUGGCUCUUCGUGGGCUAGGGUGCAAUCCCUCAGUCCCAGCUGUGUUCAUUGGUGGAAAAUUUGUAGGCUCAGCAAAAGAUGUCAUAUCUCUCCAUGUAGAUGGAUCUCUGAAACAAAUGCUCAUAGAUGCAAAAGCUAUCUGGUUCUAGCAAAGAAUCUCCACUCUGCAUUAGUACUUGUAGUAGCAGCAAUGUGAAAAUAACUCUAAUAUUGACUCAAAACAAUCAUGUAUUAAGAGCUUUCCUUUUUCUUGUGUUCCUUAAGUACAUUGUCUUCUGAAAAGAAUAGCCUAAGUAGUUUAUAUAGUGUUUUGAAUACUUUCCUCAGUAAUGGUUAAUAUUUUUAUGUUUUUUGCAGAUAGAUAGCACAGAGAAGAAGAACUUUUUUCUAUCUUUGUGUGGGGAGAGUUGUAAUGCAUGUGGGAGGCAUUUUCAUAUGUGAUCAUACCAUCUUGAGUGCAGAACUCCUAUAUGAUAAGAAAUUAGCUUUAUUUCACUCCUGUAUGUAGGGAGGAAUCAGUCACAGGAGAUGGUGGGCACAACAGAAGGAAUAGCAGCCACCGAAAGCCAUCAAAUUUCAUUCUCAAUCUUUCUUUGUAAGGCAUCAGAGAAAGUGAUUGUGAGAAUCUGGUAUAAUUUGACUUGCCUGAAAGACUUUUCCACUUUUUAUUGUGUCUUUCUGUUGAAUAUAAUUCACCCCCCUUA
Messenger RNA from Rubroshorea leprosula, 1061 nucleotides. Lineage: Eukaryota; Viridiplantae; Streptophyta; Magnoliopsida; Malvales; Dipterocarpaceae. The record is from the annotation of a GenBank genome assembly.